Messenger RNA from Guyanagaster necrorhizus, 613 nucleotides. RefSeq lists its product as uncharacterized. The transcript has 2 exons. Bases 93 to 527 code for a protein of 144 amino acids. The record is from RefSeq and is a predicted model, not a curated record. NCBI's taxonomy places the organism in Eukaryota, Fungi, Basidiomycota, Agaricomycetes, Agaricales, Physalacriaceae.
CUGCAAGCAGAUUACCCGCGAGGCUGCCAAUUACAGGGCGUACGAACACGAGCACCAAGUAGCGGUCUUCAUUUCCAACGUACCUGAGGCCCAUGCCUCCAAAAUUCUGUUUACGGAUGUCACAGACGACGGAAGAAUUAUCAGCUACUCUGAUCAGGCGCGUUCCCCACGCAUCUUUGGUGCGGCAUCCUGUUGACAUGCAGGCAGACGGUACCAGUCUUAUGCCUAACUUAUCUAGCUUUGGGAAAAAUGACCCAGGCUCCCCCACAUGUUUGACUGCAGGUUUGAGGAUCCAACUCUUCCUGGCGCACGGUUGUCCCUACAAUUUAAGCUCGCCAUGUUUCCUUCCAGUUGCAUUCCUACGAACUCUUUCUCGAUCCUCCAACCCAAAGCGUUGUCUUUCAGACCAUUUUUCCCGAGUCUUUCGAUUGUUUGGUCGCGUCAGACUCAGUAAGAUGAUGCAGAUACCAGUCUUUUCACACCUGACCUUACGAGGUGUUACCAACAUCAUUUGGAUCACCACAUGAAGGAGUAAUUCAAUGACUCCAACCUGCAAAGUUUUUGUUAUGCUCAAGGUAACAGAAUGGGGUCCGAAAUCACUGAUCGAUAUUUC